Messenger RNA from Nicotiana attenuata, 1896 nucleotides. Its product is annotated as probable inactive receptor kinase At2g26730. Gene Ontology annotation, biological process: protein phosphorylation. Gene Ontology annotation, molecular function: protein kinase activity; protein binding; ATP binding. The record is from RefSeq and is a predicted model, not a curated record. The coding region runs from base 1 to 1896 and encodes 631 amino acids. NCBI's taxonomy places the organism in Eukaryota, Viridiplantae, Streptophyta, Magnoliopsida, Solanales, Solanaceae. The transcript is spliced from 3 exons.
AUGGCCAUAGCCCAAGAUGGUUCUGUUAACGGUUUCGACGGCGCAGAAAGAGAAGCCCUUAUGACAAUCAAAUCUGAUUUCAACAAUCCUAAAGUACUCAAAAGUUGGACAGGUCUCAUGUGUUACUUAAACAACACGCCGAGUUGGUUUGGUAUCAGUUGUAUCAAUGGUCGAGUCACUGGACUUAGGCUAGAAAAUCUUGGCCUUAUUGGAAAACUCAAGCCAGAUGCACUUUUCAAUCUCACUCAAUUACAAACACUUAGUUUCAAGAACAACUCCAUAUCAGGAAACUUGAUGGACUUCUCCAAAAACAAAAAUUUGAAAGAUAUUAAUUUAUCUGGUAACAAAUUUGAUGGAGAAAUUUCACCUUCUCUUUUAACACUUAAUUUGCUAGAGUCAUUGCAGGUACAAAACAACAACUUGAACGGUCCGAUCCCUGGUUUUAAUCAGUUAACUUUGAAAGUUUUCAAUGUUUCUUACAACAAUCUUUCUGGUGAAAUUCCAAACACAACAGCCCUUAAGAAAUUUGGUACUUCCUCGUACUUAGGUAACCAAGAUUUAUGUGGCCCUCUUUUCUCUAACACGACGUGCACUAUCAAGAAUAAUGAUACAUCUGCUCCAGGUCAAAGUGAUGAUUCAUCAAAUAAUUCAAAAUCAUCCAUGUGGACUCCUAUCUUGAUAGUUAUUAAUGUUGUGGGCAUGGUUGUACUUUUAUUUCUUUUCAUUUACUACUUCAAAAAAUCCAAGAAGCUUAAGAAAAUGCUGACGAAGACGAAAUUAAUGGAGGUAGAAAAACUUGAGACUAGUAAAAUGGAGACGACGACGACGCCAACAGAAACAACAAGUAUGGAAACCAGAAGUGUGGAAUCAAGAAGUGUGGGAUCAGAAGUGGAAUUAGAGAAAGGCAAACUGAUAUUCUUAGGUAGUGAAAUAAAUUUUGACCUUGAACAUUUACUAAGAGCAUCAGCAGAAGGUUUGGGAAAAGGAAAUUUUGGGAAUUGUUAUAAAGCAAUGUUAGUAAAUGGACCUACUGUUGUGGUGAAACGUUUAAAGGAUUUGAAACCUUUGACGAAUGAAGAAUUUGUGAGACAAGUGAGAGCUAUUGCUGAUCAGAAACAUCCAAAUUUGUUGCCUCUUCUUGGAUAUUAUAAUACAAAGGAUGAGAAGCUGCUCCUCUUGAAAUUUGCACCUAAUGGAAGCUUAUACAACCGCAUUCAUGGAGGAAAAGGGACGAGAGAUAGGAUUCCAUUUCGAUGGAGCUCAAGAUUAUCAGUUGCUCGUGGUGUCGCUCGAGCACUAGAGCAUCUGCACCUCAAUUGCAGCUCCUCCCAAGUCGCCGCCACAGCCGCCGUUGUUCCCCACGGCAACCUAAAAUCCUCCAAUGUUUUACUAGACGAAAACGAUGAUGUUCGUGUCGGUGACUAUGGGCUCACUUCCCUUAUUGCACUUCCCAUUGCUACUCAACGAAUGGUUUCCUACCGAUCACCGGAAUAUCUAGGCUUCAAGAAAGUGUCCAAGAAAUCUGACAUUUGGAGCUUUGGCUGCUUUCUUCUCGAAUUGUUAACAGGUAGAAUAUCAUCACAUUCUGCUCCGCGGGGAGUCACCGGUGCGGAUCUCUGCAGUUGGGUUCAUCGGGCGGUCAGAGAAGAAUGGACGGCUGAGAUCUUUGACACUGAAAUAGCUGUUCAGAGAAGUGCCAACUCAGGGAUGCUACGAUUGCUACAAAUAGCGAUAAGGUGUUGUGAUAAAUCGCCGGAAAAACGACCGGAGAUGAGUGAGCUGCUGAGGGAAGUGGAAAGCAUUAAGGGUGCAGUUGACUCUGAAGAUGAAGAGGAUCUGUCAUUGUCAAUGGAUAUAACGGAGGAUUCCAUAGCAUCUGCGACUCCGUCCCGAUAA